AUGUGUUCGUUUCCGACGAGUCAUUCGGCGACUGUCGAGGAAUUACAUAAAGGGGAGUAUGAAGUGGGCGGAGGGGGUGUAAUACCCCUCGAAAUUUUAGACACAAGCGGAUCGUAUGAAUUUCCAGCGAUGAGACGACUGGCCAUAUCAGCAGGCGACGCUUUCGCUCUCAUCUAUUCGAUCGAUAGCUCGGAGUCUUUCGAAGAAGUGAAACGAUUGCGCGAAACAGUACUCCAAGUGAAAGGAGACGUCUACUGUCCGAUAGUAGUGGUCGGAAAUAAGUCCGAUUUGCCCGAAGAUAUGCGAGCCGUUCGCAUGGAGUUAGCGGAGUGUGAGUGCAUUGAUUGGGACCACGGAUUCGUCGAGUGCUCGGCGAAGAACAGCCAAAACAUCGUCAAUAUCUUCUCCUCGAUGCUCAUCCAGGCCAGACUCAAGGGCUGCCUCAACGUCACUCAGAUCUUGGCCUCCAACUCAUCUAAACAUCACUCUUCACAUCACUCCAGAGACCAUAACCCAGGUAGUGAAUACAGGUCUCAUAACCAGCGCCGGCGUUCAAGUCUUCCCAUAAGCGAACUCUUUCAUCGAUCGCAACCUCCUAUGUCUGGCUUAAGUCAACAGAGUAGGGAUAGGGAUAGGGAUAAGCUUUCAUUUCGCAAACGAAACAGUUGUACCCCUUCCUAAUCCAUACGUGAUUUGUCUUCAUUACCAUUCAUUACGAAAGGGUUUGUUCUCUUCAAGCCAUUGCCAACCCUGUUGUCAUUGAAUCUGACAUUUCAGUCAAUCACUGCAUUGACUUCAUUGACUACAUUC
Oppiella nova is the source of this 810-nucleotide messenger RNA. Lineage: Eukaryota; Metazoa; Arthropoda; Arachnida; Sarcoptiformes; Oppiidae. The record is from the annotation of a GenBank genome assembly.